AUGCUGCGCUGGCUGCGGGCUUUCGUGCUGCCCACCGUGGCCUGCCAGGACGCGGAGCCGCCCACGCGCUACGAGACGCUCUUCCGGGCGCUGGACCGCAAUGGGGACGGCGUGGUGGACAUCGGAGAGCUGCAGCAGGGGCUGCAAAGCCUGGGUAUCCCGCUGGGCCAGGACGCCGAGGAGAAAAUUUUCACCACUGGCGAUGUCAACAAAGAUGGGAAGCUGGAUUUUGAAGAAUUUAUGAAAUACCUGAAAGACCAUGAGAAGAAAAUGAAACUAGCAUUUAAAAGUUUGGACAAGAAUAACGAUGGGAAAAUCGAGCCUUCUGAAAUUGUCCAGUCUCUCCAGAUGCUCGGUUUACAUAUUUCCGAAAAGCAAGCAGAGUUGAUUCUUCAAAGCAUCGACUCUGACGGGACGAUGACCGUGGACUGGAAUGAAUGGAGGGAUUAUUUUUUAUUUAACCCUGUGACAGACAUUGAGGAAAUUAUCCGUUUCUGGAAACACUCUACUGGUAUUGACAUAGGGGAUAGUUUAACUAUUCCGGAUGAAUUCACAGAAGAUGAGAAAAAAUCAGGACAGUGGUGGAGGCAGCUCCUGGCAGGCGGCGUGGCGGGUGCAGUCUCUAGAACGAGCACCGCUCCUUUGGAUCGCCUCAAGGUCAUGAUGCAGGUUCAUGGUUCCAAAUCAAUGAAUAUAUUUGGAGGCUUUCGGCAGAUGGUAAAGGAAGGAGGAAUCCGUUCCCUUUGGAGAGGAAAUGGCACCAAUGUCAUUAAGAUAGCUCCCGAGACAGCUGUGAAGUUUUGGGCUUAUGAACAGUAUAAGAAGUUGCUUACCGAGGAAGGACAAAAAUUAGGCACCUUCGAGAGGUUUAUCUCUGGUUCCAUGGCUGGAGCAACUGCACAGACUUUUAUUUAUCCCAUGGAGGUUUUGAAAACCCGGCUAGCUGUAGCCAAAACUGGACAAUACUCUGGAAUAUACGGUUGUGCCAAGAAGAUUUUGAAACAUGAAGGCUUUGGAGCAUUUUACAAAGGCUACGUUCCCAAUUUACUAGGCAUUAUUCCCUACGCAGGCAUUGAUCUCGCUGUGUAUGAGGUGAGUGAGGGGACAGCCACGCUUCAGUGUGCAGGCCUGGUUCUCCCCAUUUUUAUUUAUUUUGUUUGUCUGCUUGUCUGUUUGUUAGCCACGGUAGAAGGAGCCCCGCAGCUGAGCAUGGUUGGCCUUUUUCAGCGAAUAGUCUCCAAAGAAGGAGUGUCAGGACUUUACAGAGGCAUCACCCCGAACUUCAUGAAAGUGCUCCCUGCCGUGGGCAUCAGCUACGUGGUGUACGAAAAUAUGAAGCAAACGCUGGGUGUAGCUCAGAAGUGACCAGGCCAGGUCCCUGCUUUUCCCUGAUGACCGAGACUGUCAGUGUUCUCCAGUGACUUCUGGGAUUGCAGCAAAAGAAGCUGUUUUCUCUGCCAAAGGGAAGAGUGUAGCCAUGAUCUCUUUAAGCCUUUGGGAUCAGUUUUAUACCUUCAGUAACAUUCUGAAUCAUGUUUCAGUAAGUGACGAAACCACAAAAUUGUACUCUAUUUUUGCUGAUAGAGAUCUCUGCCUUGCACCCUAAAUCUGAAAAUGUACUGGCUUGAGCUAAAAUCAUUUUGUGUGGUAGGAUUAUAAAUCACUGACCCUUGUUCCGAUUUGUUCAAGCUCAUGUCAAUUUGUUUUUACCCAAUUUUUUUUUUUAAAAAUCCAAAAUGAUCAGAAAGCUUAAAUUGUUUUAUACGUAUUUUGGAUGUCUUUAUAGAUGUAAAAUUCCCCAACAGAGGCAUUAGUUAAGAAAAAAUCACUAUAUUUAAAGUCUACCUUGCACAGUUUAUCUCUUCAUCUGUAAGCAGAAUAGGAAUGAAUUAUAGAAGCCACAUUCAGUGGACAGGGGCCGUGUGGUAAUGGCACCCUCGUUUCCCUCUUACUGUCAAAGUCUUUGAGCCUGUGCUUCUCAAAUGGAGUGGCACAAAGUUAAGACACCAGCACAUUUUAAUAGUAGUAUGUAUUCAUCUUACCUGUUUUAAUCUGUAUACAUAUGGAUCUACAUAUCCACUUGCCUCAAGACUUAGGAAGAUGACAGAAAGUUUUUAAUGUGUAAAAUCAUUUCAAUUUUUUAAAAAGCUAAAGCUGAUUUUGUAGUCAGUUAUCUUUUAUGAUUUGUUUUAAAACUUAGAAAAAUCUUAUUUCUUCUAUAAGAAGAUGUCCGACAGUCUUAGCCUGGCAGUAUUGGCACAUGCCUUUAGUCCCAGCACUCAGGAGGCAGAGGUGGGCACAUUUGUGAGUUCGAGGCCAGCCUGGUCUACAGAGAUUUCCAGGGCAGCCAGGGCUACAUAGAGAAAUCCUGUCUCCAAAACAAAAACCAAACCAACCAAACAAAACAUAGUUUUAACAUUUUAAGAUUUAGUCUAUGUACUCAUUUGGUUUCUGGCAAUUUCUGUUAUAGUUGCUUUCUGAAAAGUCUAGUGGAAAUCUUUGCCUUUAACCUACCUACCUCUUUUAUUUUUUGAAUCAAAGAGAAAGAUGGCCUUGUGUUUAUGAAACUUAUUCUAAAACAUAGCUUGAUUUGUAUAACUGAUGCCUGCUAUUAUCUUGGUAUUUUUGUACUGUGUAAGGAAAGGAAGGGACUCCACUUCCUCUUCAGGGUUAUUGUACUUUUGAUUAAUACAUAGAAUGACAAUAUUAAGGUAUAUGAUUCAUACCAGUUUUAUACAUAACAAUUAUGGAAAUGCAUAUUUCUGUUAAUGUCUUUGGAAUUUUAAGUUGAUAAAAACUAUGAAAGUAGCUAUACUUCAUUAUGAAGUUAAAGUGCCCGGAGUGAACAUAUAUAAGGUAUGACUGAUUUAUCUGUACGUCUUGUAUCUUUUGGGGGAAAAACCCCUCCUAUUGAACACAGCUUAUUCUGAUAUUGCUACACAGUUACUGCUCAUUUGUAUUAAAGAUAUGUGUCUGUUUUUAAAAUGAA
Grammomys surdaster is the source of this 2989-nucleotide messenger RNA. RefSeq names its product calcium-binding mitochondrial carrier protein SCaMC-1. Gene Ontology annotation, biological process: transmembrane transport. Gene Ontology annotation, cellular component: mitochondrial inner membrane. The record is from RefSeq and is a predicted model, not a curated record. The transcript is spliced from 9 exons. The coding region runs from base 1 to 1365 and encodes 454 amino acids. NCBI's taxonomy places the organism in Eukaryota, Metazoa, Chordata, Mammalia, Rodentia, Muridae. Gene Ontology annotation, molecular function: ATP transmembrane transporter activity; calcium ion binding.